This is a messenger RNA of Amphiprion ocellaris (clown anemonefish), 2287 nucleotides long. It is a transcript of the gene homezb, whose product is annotated as homeobox and leucine zipper encoding b. Gene Ontology annotation, cellular component: nucleus. The coding region runs from base 646 to 2214 and encodes 522 amino acids. The record is from RefSeq and is a predicted model, not a curated record. Gene Ontology annotation, molecular function: DNA binding; DNA-binding transcription factor activity, RNA polymerase II-specific. Lineage: Eukaryota; Metazoa; Chordata; Actinopteri; Pomacentridae. The transcript has 2 exons. Gene Ontology annotation, biological process: regulation of transcription by RNA polymerase II.
UGGCGUAGUGGUUAGCACUUUCGCCUUGCAGCGAGAAGAUCCCUGGUUCGCGUCCCGGCUUUCCCGGGAUCUUUCUGCAUGGAGUUUGCAUGUUCUCCCUGUGCAUGCGUGGGUUUUCUCCGGGUACUCCGGCUUCCUCCCACAGUCCAAAAAUAUGCUGAGGUUAAUUGAUUACUCUAAAUUGCCCGUAGGUGUGAAUGUGUGAGUGCUUGUUUGUCCAUAUAUAUAGCCCUGCGACAGACUGGCGACCUGUCUAGGGUGUCCCCUGCCUUCACCUGAGUCAGCUGGGAUAGACUCCAGCCCCCCCCCCGCGACCCUAGUGAGGAUUAAGCGGUGUAUAGAUAAUGGAUGGAUGGAUCUUUCAUCAUCUCAAAAUUAUAAAAUAAUGAUUGCUACUACUGCUUACUACUAAUUUAAAAAGAUAUUCCAAAAACCUGAGUAAAACUGAAAAUGUAGCAGUACUCCAGUUAAAUGCUAGAGACCAGUAGGCUAAAAGUGAAAAUAGUAAAAUUCAGACAGGACAGUGUAUUCAUCUGACAGUAAUCAGUGACACACGACUUCAAAUCUGUUCAGAAUAUCAGCAGAAAAAAAUCCAUCAUACUUACAGAGAUUUUUGCACAGGAGUCACUACCACAGAAGAGAAAGAUGACAGAGAUCGCUGACAGAGGGCCCCACAUCCCCGUACAAAAGACACUUGACACCAGUGCAGAGACUUUAACUAUCUCAGAUAGUAACACUGCUUCCCAGGCUUUCAGCAUGAACCAGAUGAGUGCAGUGUGUCUCCCCCUGCUGUCUGAAAGUAAGAAGAUUAUAUGGGUGAAGUCGGACGAGAUUGACCUACAGAUGAAAGGUACAGCAGAGCUGAACAAGGCCUUCGGCAGGUUCCCAUACCUGUCACACAGACAGAUGGCUGCACUGGCACAGCGCUGCUCCCUGCACCCAGACCAGGUGAAAGUGUGGUUCAUGGCACGACGACUUCAGUAUGGCAUCAGCUGGGACUAUAGCGAUAUCCAUGAUGUCUGGAGGAAGUUCAAGUCACCCCAGACAAAUGCUCAGGGAAAGAAAGAACUACUAAACAUAGUGAAGGAAAAUGUAAAGGAGGACAGUGGAAAGAUGAAGAGAAAGGUAAAGGUGUCUGAAGGGAGGAAGGCAGAAGAGGCCAAGCAAGAACAGAGUGCAAAGGGAGGAGGAAUGAGAGAAGAAACUGUGAGGGCGGAUGAGCUGUUGCCAGAGCAACCAGUGAGAAAACAAAAAGACAGAAAAGUAGAAGAAGACAAAAGCAACAAGCUGAAAAAGCGGAAAAGGAUCUCAGUUACGGACAAGUCGGGAAAAAAGAAAAUCAAGCAAGACAGUGAGGGUAUGGUGGAGGGGGCUGGAAAAAUGGAAGCAAAGAGAGAUGAAGUUAAGAGUGAGGGGCAAAAAUGCACUGAGUCUGAGGCAACAUUUUACGGCAGAAACAAAAAGAAGGCGAGAGUAAACAAGAGAUUAAUGUCCAUUCAAGAGUCUCCUGCAUGCAAGAGCUUUGCAGAGCCUGAAAGGCCAUUGGAUCCUCUGCUCGUACACCAGCCCCAAACCCAAACUUUUGAUGCCUCCCCACCAAGUGGCAACCAGACUGCUCUGCUGAAAGGAGAUGACAUUCCAUCCUCAACCCCAAAUAUUCAUAAGACCCCUAUGAACACCGGCUUGGAGGGGAAAACAGAAAUAGCAGCUUGGCAGGAGCGAGAAUUGUAUGCAGAGGCCACAAACCACAAUGUUUUUGACAAUGACGUCGACACACUGAAGGAGCUUUUGGAAGGGGACAGUUUUGUUGCUACAGACGGUCCGUCCAACUUUCCCCAACAGCAGCGUUCUCUUGACACACGCAAGCCUCCCCCCCAGACCCGCUGCAACGCAAAGACUCAGCCUCAGCUGGCCAUGAUGAGGACGGCUUUCUCACACUGCCAGUAUCCAGACCGUGAGCAGUACGACAGACUGGCAGAGCUGGUCGGCAUCCCCCGCUGCACGUUGGUGCAGUGGUUCAGCGACAUGCGCUAUUACCUGAAGAAAGGAAGGCCUCGCUGGAUGAAUCAGGAGAAGUACGACCGAGCGCUGGCCAACAUCAAGUAUCGGCAAUGCAUCAACGCGCUGGCAAGGACAGAGCCAAUUGAGGGCGCUGUGAAGAUGAUGGUUGAGAGCAGUGAAGGCUGUGAUACAGAGAAUGAGGCUGCAGAAUAGAAAUAACACACGAGGCAAAAUCAUUUCUCCACACUAAGAAUUUUCUUUUUUUUACAGAGUUGUUUGAUAAAAA